Molecule: messenger RNA, 6270 nt
Organism: Hipposideros armiger (great roundleaf bat)
Lineage: Eukaryota; Metazoa; Chordata; Mammalia; Chiroptera; Hipposideridae
Gene: XIRP1
Product: xin actin binding repeat containing 1
Exons: 2
Coding region: 147-5630 (1827 amino acids)
Biological process (GO): actin cytoskeleton organization; actin filament organization
Cellular component (GO): stress fiber; focal adhesion
Molecular function (GO): actin filament binding
Source: RefSeq, a predicted model, not a curated record
CGGAGCCAGGGCAGCGAGAAGGCAUCUGACAGAGUCAGCAAAGCAGGACCAACCCCAAGCAAGAAGCUCGAGAGGAACGACAAACCUUAGGCCGCACCUGUCACAGACCCCAAGCACCCCAUCAGCCAAGUGGGACCCUCAGGAGGAUGGGUGACGCCCAGACGCAGGUGGCCCCCACACCAACCAUCCGGAUGGCGACUGCAGAGGACCUGCCGCUCCCUCCACCGCCAGCUCUGGAGGACCUGCCCCCGCCACCACCCAAGGAGUCCUUCUCUAAGUUCCACCAGCAGCGGCAAGCCAACGAGCUCCGCCGCCUGUAUAGGCACAUCCACCCUGAGCUGCGCAAGAACCUGGCUGAGGCCGUGGCUGAAGACCUGGCAGAGGUCCUGGAUUCAGAGGAGCCCACCGAGGGUGAUGUCCAGUGCAUGCGCUGGAUCUUUGAGAACUGGCGACUAGAUGCCAUUGGGAACCACGAGAAGCCAGCCACCAAGGAGCCCGUGCCCGGUGGCGACGUUCAGGCCACUUCCCGCAAGUUUGAGGAAGGCUCCUUUGCCAACAGCCUAGACCAGGAGCCAGCUGGACCUCGGCCAUCCAAAGGGGACGUUCGUGCAGCCCGCUGGCUGUUUGAGACAAAGCCGCUGGAUGAGCUGACAGGCCAGGACGAGGCACCCGAGGCUACGGAGAAGGAGCCUGCAGCCAGCGGAGAUGUCCAGGGUACCAAGAUGCUCUUUGAGACGCGGCCGCUGGACUGCCUGGGCUCCUGCCCCUCCAUCCAGGAGCAGAGCCCUUUGGAGCUGCGCUCAGAGAUCCAGGAGCUGAAGGGUGAUGUGAAGAAGACAGUGAAGUUGUUCCAAACCGAGCCGCUGUGUGCUAUCCAGGACGCAGAUGGGGCCAUGCAUGAGGUCAAGGCCGCAUGCCGCGAAGAGAUCCAAAGCAAUGCGGUGAGGUCAGCCCGCUGGCUCUUUGAGACCCAACCUCUGGAUGCCAUCAACCGGGACCCCAGCCAGGUGCGGGUAAUCCGGGGCAUCUCCCUGGAGGAGGGGUCCCGGCCUGACGUCAGUGCAACUCGCUGGAUCUUUGAGACACAGCCCCUGGAUGCCAUCCGGGAGAUCCUGGUAGAUGAGAAGGACUUCCAGCCAUCCCCAGACCUUGUCCCUCCUGGUCCAGAUGUUCAACAGCAGCGACAUCUGUUUGAGACCCGAGCACUAGACACUCUCAAGGGGGAAGAAGAGGCUACAGCAGAGGCUCCACCCAAAGAGGAAGUGGUCCCCGGCAACGUCCGCUCCACCCUGUGGCUAUUUGAGAUGAAGCCCCUCGACACUCCCAGAGACAAUGUCCAAGUGGGUCACCUGCAGCGGGUGGGUCCCCAAGAGGGUGAGGGACUCAUGUAUAAGCGUCUAUCUAGUGACAGCUCCUCAGCACUGUCACCCUCUCAGGCUGCCCCCCAGAGGGACGAGGUGAAAGGGGAUGUAAAGACCUUCAAGAACCUUUUUGAGACCAUUCCCCUGGACAGCAUCGGGCAGGGUGGGCCUCCAGCCCCCAGGAAUGUAAGCAGAGCAGAAGGAAUUGAUUCUGCGGGGCAGUCCCAGGACACAGGAUCCCCAGUGUAUGCCAUGCAGGAUGGCAAAGGCCACCUCCAUGCCCUGACCUCUGUCAGCAGAGAGCAGGUCGUAGGAGGUGAUGUGCAGGGCUACCGGUGGAUGUUUGAGACACAGCCCCUAGACCAACUGGGCCGAAGCCCCAGUACCGUCGACGUGGUGCGGGGCAUCACCCGGCAGGAAGUGGUGGCCGGAGAUGUGAGCACUGCCCGGUGGCUCUUUGAGACCCAGCCCCUGGAAGUAAUUCACCACCGGGAGCGGCAGGAACGACAGGAAGAAGAAGGAAGGAGCCAGGCAGGUCCCCAGCCUGAGGCACUCCCCAAGGGCGACGUGCAGACCAUCCGGUGGUUGUUUGAGACGUGCCCAAUGAGUGAGCUGGCAGAGAAGCAGGAGGCAGAAGUCACAGAUCCCACAACUAAGGCCGAGGCACAGUCCUGCACCUGGAUGUUCAUGCCGCAACCGCUGGACAGACCAGAAGGCUCCAGGGAACAGCACCUGAAAGUUAGCCAGGUCCAGGCUGGAGAAAGGCAGACAGACAGACAUGUCUUUGAGACUGAGCCUCUUCAGACUUCAGGUCGUCCCUGCGGAAGAGGGCCUGUGCGAUACUGCAGCCGAGUGGAGAUCCCUUCAGGCCAGGUGUCUCGUCAAAAGGAGGUUUUCCAGGCCCUGGAGGCAGGCAAGAGGGAAGACCAGGGAUCAAGGGCGACCCCUGAACCCAUCCCUGCAGGCUCUGUGCACAAGUUCACCUGGCUCUUUGAGAAUUGCCCCAUGGGCUCCCUGGCAGCUGAGAGCAUCCGAGGGGGCGACCUCCAGGAAGAGCAGCCUGUGGGCCCAUCAGACAGCAGGGUGCUGGAGAGGCAGGAGACAGCAGCCGAGGGGACCCUGCGGGCUCUGCAUGCCACGCCGGGCAUCCUGCACCGUGGAGGCAUCCUCAUGGAGGCCCGAGGGCCAGGGGAGCUCUGCCUUGCCAAGUACGUGCUCCCAGGCCCAGGGCAGGGGGUGCCCCUCAUACGGAAGGAGGAGCUAGUGUCUGGUGAGCUUCCCAGGAUUGUCCUUCAAGUGCUACGCCGGCCAGAUGUGGACAAGCAGGGGUUGCUGGUUCAGGAGGACCCAGUGGGCCAGCUCCAGCUCAAGCCAUUGAAGCUUCUAGCUCCAGGCAGCAGCGGGAAUGUUGAAGACAUGGACCCUGAGUUCCAGCAGUUGCUGGCUUGUGGUUUGGGCACCUCAGGGGCGAGGACUGGGCUGGUGAUGCAGGAGACAGAGCAGGGCUUGGUCUCACUGACCGCCUACUCUCUGCAGCCCUGGCUAACCAGCAGGGCCCCCGAGAGGAGCAGUGUUCAGCUGCUGGCCAGCUGCAUAGACAAAGGAGAUCUGAGUGGCCUGCACAGUCUGCGAUGGGAGCCGCCAGCUGACCCAAGUCCAGUGCCAGCCAGCGAGGGGGCCCAGAGGCCGCCCCCAACUGAGAGCAUCAUUCAUGUUCCCCCACUGGACCCCAGUAUGGGGAUGGGGCAUCUGAGAGGUCCCGGGGAUACUCCCUACCCGCCACGGGCCAUUGGAAAAGCAAUCCCUCUGACUGGCAAAGAAAAGCAAGAAGACAGUUGCACUGGACAGAAAGGGAUGGCAGCUUUGGCAAAAUCAGAUGGAGCCAUGACUACACCCCCAGGGCCCGGAGUCCCAGACCUCCAGGCCGCCAUGCACAGUCUGCGGAUGGCAACGGCUGAGGCCCAAAGCCUGCACCAGCACGUUCUGGAUAAGCACAAGCGGGGCCCCGCCCAGGGGACUAGUUCCCUCCUCUUCCAGGAUGGUCUUCCGCAAGCACCGGCCACAGCCACGGGGUCUGCCCAGACCAACACCAGGCCUGUGGCUGGAGGUGACCCCAGGAUCCCAGCAGCCCCCGUAAAGGUCAGUGGGGAACAGAAAGCACUGCCCGGAGGGCUGCCUGGAGGGUGGGUGACUAUUGAGGAUGGCAUCUAUACUGCUCAACUCGUGAGGAACUGUGACCAGCCCUCUGAGAGUGAACCCCCACCAAGGGGCAGAGAGACUGCCCUCUCCGCCCAGGCUCCCAGCCCACUCCAGGAAGACCCAGGUCGGAGUCUUGGGUCAGGGCAGGAGGAGCGUGGGGGCUGCAUGCCGAGGACCUGGGGGCCUGCAGAAAAAACAAUGGCAGGAGUGGGCCCAGGGGGCCUCCGAGCUGCAGAGAACACCCUAAAGGCUGCCUCUUUAGACCGCCACACUCUGGCCGCUGGGCCUCAGGCCGCAGGUGCCAGCCUACAUUCCCAUAAUGCCUCUGUUCCUCCUCCUCCUCUCCCAGCUGCUGUGACAGGACCUGACUGCCCAGCCCGCACCCACCAUGAUGAGGACUCCUUCCAGCAGGCCUCCAAGCUCCUGCAGGACCCCCUUCUCCACUCCUACAGCAGCCCUGCUGGCCAGAGAACCGCUGGGGAGUCACAGACAAAAACCCCGAAACCGGAACCCACCAUGUCCCCAAGGAAGAAGCCCCAGCUGCCCCCCAAACCUGCACAUCUAAGCCAGAUCCCUCUUCCUCAGAGGCUGCCCAAGCCCUCAGCUCUAUCUCCCAGUUCCUUCCAAGGAGCAUACAAACAACGUGAGAAAAAUGCAGCCAUCCCUCGGCCAGCAAAUGUCCCCACCACUGCAGGCCAGGGAUGCAUAUCUCUGGCUGGAUGUCCCCAUGGUCAGAGCCUCCAACAUGGCCCCAGCACCAUGUCCCCCAAGCCCACCAAGAAUCAGGCUGUGGGCAGCAGUCCCCAGGGCCCUGAGCCUCCCAAGCUCUCAGCUGUCUGUGGUGAACCCACCUCACCGCAGCAGGGCCCCAGGCCCCUAGGAGAGAAGCCCAUGGAAGGUUCCCAGCAAGGGGCCCCCGAGAGCCCGGAAAUUCUGCAGGAAAGCCAGCAAGAGCUCCAGGGCCUCCUGAGCCAAGUGCAGGCCCUGGAGAAGGAGGCAGCAAGCAGUGUGGAUGUGCGGGCACUGCGGAGGCUCUUUGAGGCUGUGCCCCAGCUGGAAGGGGCCCCCCAGGCUCCCGCUGCUCCCCGGAAGCCCGAACCCUCAGUGCAGCAGGCCUUUGGAGAGCUGACAAGGGUCAGUGCGGAGGUUGCCCGGCUGAAGGAACAGACCCUGGCCAGGCUGCUGGACAUUGAGGAGGCUGUGCACAAGGCCCUCAGCUCCAUGUCUAGCCUCCAGCCUGAGGCUAACACCAGGGGCCAGUCCCAAGGACCCCCAAAGGACCACAGUGCCUGCAAGGUCAGUGUCAUGGACAGCAGUAGAACCAGGCCCAACUGCUCAGUCCAGGAGGUCAGGGGCCAAACUGCAGUCAAGAGCCAAACCAAGGUUACAUGUCAUACUGAGGUCCAGAGUCAAGCCAAGGUCAGAAAUCACACAGAGGCCAGAGGUCAAGCAGCCUCAACUGCUCCUUCCACCAGGAGGCUGGAGACAUUAAGAGAGGAUUCAGGCUUCCCUCAAGUCUUCCCUUCCAGCAGAGAUUCACCCUCCUCCCCAACCUUCAUUUCCAUUGAGUCGGCCACAAGGAAGCUUGCAGAAGCCCCCAGCCUCAGGGACAGCCCCGAUGUCAUGAAAAGCACACACCAGGCCCAGGAUGUGGGCCAGGUCCUGCUCCAGCAGAAAGGUGUCCAAGAUGAGACCAGGAAGAAAGAAGUCACCCAGUGCUCUGGACAGCCCAAGUCUGCCCCUGCCUCAGCCAGUCCCCUGUCCAGUGUGCGGCAGAAAAGUGUCCUGGAACUGCAGACAGGGCCGGGCGGCUCCCAAUGCUAUGGAGCCAUGAAAAAUGUCACUGAGCAGUAUGAGGGGGUGGAUGAGUGCAGGAACAUAGUCCUCACAUCCGCCACCAUGGUCACGGAGCAGGCAGGGUCGCCCAGGGGCCCAGGUCCCCACCUUGGGCUCCACGCCUCCCCCUUGUUGCGGCAGUUCCUGCACAGCCCAGCUGAGCUCAGUGGGGGCUUGGCAGAAGCCCAGGGGGUUCCGGUGUCCUGUGGCCACUCCCAGCCUGCAGCCCAGUGAGCCCCUCCGCCUCCCACCACGGCUUUCCACCUGUUGCUGGGGCACCUCCCUCCAGGGCACUGAGGUGGGUGCUACCUCCUGCACACACGAGGCCAGGACUAAGAUGAAAGGGCAUCUUUGGAGACCUGUGAGCGGUUUUCCUUUUGUUGGCUCCAUCAAUAGGCCCAGUUCUUGGAAAGGAAGGAAGAAAGGUUAAAAAAAGGCCUGCUGAGUUGCCCGGGCAUGGGAGUAGGAUGGGGGCUCACCGCUGCAUAAGGAGGGUGUAAUAUGUGCAGGCACACAUGCUCCUCGUGGGACCCCUAGAGUGACCUGCCACCCUUGGCCUCUAUGUCUUUUAUUAUGAGUCGAAAUGUUCUCAGCCAUCUGCUCUUUAAUUCCUAGAGAGGACAGGGCCAACUAGACACUGGAUUGGUCUCCGCUUGGGACUGGUCUGAGGGCUCCAGGAGGGCCCUGCUGCAGCCCCUUUAUCACAAUCUCCAUCGAUCAGAGGGUCAUCCUGGCAGCCCAAAGGUCACACAGACAAGGUUGGCAAUCAGUAAUGCCCCUAGAAGCCAAAGGUACUGCCUCCCCGCCCCCACUGCCCCUCACUGUGCAUCCAAAUGAGAAGGAAACAGUCUGAAUAAACCCAAGUUUUAUUCUC